AUGACCAUUGAAAACGUCUUUCCGACCCCGCCAACCGUCGAGAAUGCAAGCGACACCCUCUUCCGUCUUAGAGGCACCCUUUCGCCUCCACCGAAGAGGAUCCUGGCUCAAGAACGUGCUCAAUCCACGCCUCCAGAAAUCACACAUUGCAAUCAAUUCGGUAUCUUGACAAAGAGUGCAGAUGGGCAAUUAUCAGACGUGGCAAGCCUGGAAAGUUCAUGGCAGAGACUACAUCUGUCGAAGAAGAGAAGCCAAUACUACGAGGGGGCAUUUGCUUACCGCGAGCCAAACAACACUGCAAAGGAGCGCGUGGUCAAAGAUUCGGUGAUCCUUGCCGAGAUUAAGUUGAAUUGCUGCCUUGAGUCAGAGAAGGAGUUUCUCAUCGACCUCUCUUUCCGCCUCUCCGAGAUCUAUCAACGUCCAGCGUCAUGCAUUAUGGUCAUGGUUACUACAGAAGUGGCAAUGCUCCUAGGAGGAAAUUCAGAGCCAGCAUAUCAUCUCACCAUUACAGCUCUACCUUCAGAAAUCGCAGCGACAAAAAACAAGCGAAGCACACAUCUUAUCCAAGACUUCAUGCUCGAUACCCUCCAAAUUCCUCCCAAACGUGGAGUUGUCCAAUUCCAGGCAGUGGCAGAGGAAAACCUGGCAACUAACGGCAUCACCACGCUGCAAGAGAUUGAGCAACUUGAAAGGCAGUCGAUCGAGGAGGAUGGACGUUUCAGCAGAGCUAUCAGUCGCCAAAGAAGUAGAAGGAGCAAGAAAUCAAGCGCGCCAGCGUUUACUGAAAGGGUCCGGGCUGGCAUUCCUUCUUUGAGGUCGGCAACACCUUCACAUCAACAAUUCGGCACUGUGGGAGCAGGCGAGUCCAAAUCGACAGAAGCAAGUGGUCCGGGGCGGAAACGUGUCAAAAGAAGGCAGAGUAUACUUGCAUUUUUCAGGAGGUGA
Exophiala xenobiotica is the source of this 945-nucleotide messenger RNA. RefSeq lists its product as uncharacterized. Gene Ontology annotation, molecular function: phenylpyruvate tautomerase activity. The transcript has 2 exons. The coding region runs from base 1 to 945 and encodes 314 amino acids. The record is from RefSeq and is a predicted model, not a curated record. Lineage: Eukaryota; Fungi; Ascomycota; Eurotiomycetes; Chaetothyriales; Herpotrichiellaceae.